AUGAUACUGAUUCAGCAUUCACAACAACAACCACCAGUUGAAUCACAAUGUAAUCCAACUAUCUGUAAUAAAAAUCCUAUUGGAUGCUCACUGAAUACAGAUUGUGAAUGUUUACAAUUAACCAAUGGUCGUGGUGGAAUGUGUGCUGAUGCUUUAAUGCAGUGUUCUGUUCUUAAACCAUGUAAAAAUGAUAAUGUCACAUGUUCAGAUCCAGAUACCAUCUGUAUUCAAAAUAGUCGUUGUAAUAAUCAACAACCGUUAUGUUAUCCAGUGGCAUUAGCCAGUCCUGAAGUUUGUCCUCCAAAUUGUGCCGGUUCCAAUUUGAUUACAUUUGAAGAUGUCUAUGUUGGAGAUGUAGGUGAAAUACCCAAUGGUUAUUCGGGUUUGAAUUGGAAUAAUAUAUAUGCAUCAUCUGAACAUCCAAAAAAUUAUGAUACAAGUGGUUAUCCAACUGCACUGACCAGUGGAGAAUUUCUUACAUUAAAUGGAAAUGGACAACCGAUAACAAUAACUAUAAAUCCACCGAAUGUCUUUGAUAUUCAUUCAUUUGUAGCAUCAGCUGCUUGGAAUGAUAAUUUAACAUUAACAAUAAUUGGUCAGCGUUUACCUUCAACAAUCUAUAGAAAAAUGAUUACACUUCGAAUGUAUACAUCAACACUGGUCGUAUUAAAUUGGUUGAAUAUUGAAAAAUUGAUAUUAUCAACGUCGGGUGGAACACCAGUAUUUGAACGAAAUGCCACGCAUUUCGCAAUGGAUAAUUUAUGUGUCAAGUAUAGUUUCUAA
This is a messenger RNA of Didymodactylos carnosus, 783 nucleotides long. Lineage: Eukaryota; Metazoa; Rotifera; Eurotatoria; Philodinida; Philodinidae. The record is from the annotation of a GenBank genome assembly.